Messenger RNA from Pipistrellus nathusii (Nathusius's pipistrelle), 381 nucleotides. NCBI's taxonomy places the organism in Eukaryota, Metazoa, Chordata, Mammalia, Chiroptera, Vespertilionidae. The record is from the annotation of a GenBank genome assembly.
AUGUGGCAGCUCACCUCUGCUGACCCCCAGUUCCCAGCCAGACCCACCCUCCUCUUCCUAGCCUUGCCGUACCCCAGACCACGACCAGCCUUAGGAAUCCAUGGACUCUGGUGUUCCUCUCCCCGCUCUCCACCAUCUCUCCUGGCUCAGUCCUUUGUGCAGAAACCAGGGUGGGCUGAGGCCUCUGGAAACCGGGGAGCAAGGGGGUGGCCCUCCCUCCACCCCCCACCCUCUGCCUGCAGCCCUGGCUUGUUUUCGUUUCGUUCUCACUUCUCUUCCUCGGCCAAUGAUUUCCCCCCGCUCCCUGAGCCCUCUGUCUUCACGCCAUUUUCCUCUCUGAAGGUCAGUCAAGUACACAUGCUUUCUCCGUCCAAAAGCUAA